CUAAAACCCACUCGGUAUAACUUCUCGAAUGAAAAGCACAUCUGCUCUGCUUCCACCCAAGUUCCCAAACUAAGAUUUGAUUCAGGAGUUCCAGAUUGAAUUUCACGGCGGAGAUGAGCGCAAAAGCACAUGCGUUGCUAGUCCCAAGCCCCGGCAUGGGCCACCUCAUCCCCUUAAUGGAGCUCGCCAGCUCCCUGGUCACCCACCACAACUGCCAGGCCACACUCGUCGUCGUCGUUUCAUCCAACGCCACCUCUCCGGCACAAUCCCAACUCAUCCAAUCCGCCAAGACCCAGAAGCUCUACGACAUAGUUGAGCUCCCAGCACCCUCCGGCCACGACUCCAACGCCGCCGGUUCAGUCUUCACGCACCUCUCCGCCAUCAUGCUCGAUACCCGAUCAUCUCUCCGCUCUGCAAUCUCCGCCAUGGAGCUCAAACCCGCCGCCAUGAUCGUCGAUCUUUUCAGCACUGCAGUCCUCACUGUUGCACAAGAAUUCCACAUGCUCAAGUACGUAACUCUAGUCUCCUGUGCCUGGCCACUAACCUUGCUUCUAUAUGCGCCAAUUCUAGAUAAACAGAUAGAUGGAGAGUAUUUGGAUCGCAAAGAGCUGCUGGAGAUCCCGGGUUGCAAGCCGGUUCGACCUGAAGAUGUGGUGAAGCCGAUGAUGAAUAGGAAGGAUCGUGAAUACCAGUCCUUCUUAAGAAUUGGGAAGGAGAUUACUUCAAUGAGUGAUGGGAUCUUGAUCAACACGUGGGAGGAUCUGGAGCCCAACUGUCUUAAGGCUAUGAGAGAGCACCCGGAGUGGAAGAAGAUAGUUACGGUUCCGGUGUACACUAUCGGUCCGAUGGUUAGACUGGCAGGGCAGUCCGGUGGUGGUGGUCCGAGGAGUGAGUUGUUGGAUUGGCUGGAUAAGCAACCUAGUGAGUCUGUGCUUUACAUAUCGUUUGGGAGCGGUGGGGUUCUUUCGGCUGAACAGAUCACAGAGAUGGCUUGCGGUUUAGAGCUUAGUAAGCAGAGGUUUAUAUGGGUGGUGCAGCCACCAAGCAAAGGAGGUGCUGGAGGCAAUGACAUUUCGGAGUAUUUGCCUGAGGGGUUCAUGGCUCGGACUCAUGAAAUGGGUGUGGUGGUCACCACUUGGGCUCCUCAGUCGGAAAUCUUGGCUCAUUCGUCGGUGGGAGGGUUUCUCUCGCAUUGCGGUUGGAACUCGGCGCUGGAGAGUAUACUGAAUGGUGUGCCAAUGAUCGCAUGGCCGCUAUAUGCAGAGCAGAAAAUGGUUGCUACACUGCUGGUGGAGGAGCUCAAGGUGGCAAUUCGACCUAAAGUUUUGCCAACAAAAGCAGUAGCAGGGAGGGAGGAGAUUGAGAUGUUGGUGAGGAAGAUUAUGGAGCAGAAAGAAGGAGAUGCAAUGAGGGCAAGAGCUAAAGAACUGAAAGCAAGUGGGGAAGAAGCUCUGAGUGUGGGCGGGUCUUCUUUCAGUAUGCUGUCUGAAUUGUCAAGGCUAUGCAAGAUCAAUACCGAACAGCAAUGCCAGAAAGUUGACACUGAAAAACUGGCUUAAUACUUUGAAUGUCUGGUUUCUAAAAGUAUUUGCUCGUGUUGCUAGUCUUCUUUGAGUGUGACUGAUGGGAUGUAAACAUAUGGGUUUCUAAAACUAUAUAGUUUCUUGCUCUAUUAGCACACAA
Molecule: messenger RNA, 1683 nt
Organism: Rosa rugosa (rugosa rose)
Lineage: Eukaryota; Viridiplantae; Streptophyta; Magnoliopsida; Rosales; Rosaceae
Product: anthocyanidin 3-O-glucosyltransferase 5-like
Exons: 1
Coding region: 114-1559 (481 amino acids)
Molecular function (GO): UDP-glycosyltransferase activity
Source: RefSeq, a predicted model, not a curated record